Messenger RNA from Malassezia globosa CBS 7966, 585 nucleotides. RefSeq lists its product as uncharacterized. Lineage: Eukaryota; Fungi; Basidiomycota; Malasseziomycetes; Malasseziales; Malasseziaceae. Gene Ontology annotation, cellular component: fungal-type vacuole membrane; vacuolar transporter chaperone complex. The transcript is spliced from 4 exons. The record is from RefSeq and is a predicted model, not a curated record. Bases 1 to 585 code for a protein of 194 amino acids.
AUGUCGUCGACUGAUGUGAGGCCAACAAAUAAUUACUUUUCGCGGAUCUACGAGCGCGCAUCAGAACUUGUCAACCAGGUUAAGAAUGUGGCAGCAGAGGAGGCCCGACCACUUUUGCACGGUGAAAGCCAUGCGUCAUAUCAAGGCACGCAGGACAACUCAGUCCCUGUGCCAAAACCACGACCAGUCCAGACUCCUGUCAAAGUCGAGGCCAAGGUUUGGUUUGCGAACGAGCGCACAUGGAUUUCGUGGUUGCGUGCCUCCUUGUUGAUCGGCACACUUGCAUUGGCCCUAUUUAACUCGGCUUCUUACUAUGACCCGAAGCCAUCGACUAGUCCAGAUGUGCCAGACGUGCCAGGCAACCCUGCUGCUGCCAAGGUCGUGCGCGUGUUUGGUAUGGUGUAUGCUUUCAUUUCUGCAUUCGUUCUCCUCUGGGGCCUGUACAGCUAUCAGCGCCGUGUGACCCUCAUUAAAAUGCGCUGGCCAGGCAGUUUCGAUGACUUAAUUGGUCCGCCUGUCGUGUGCGUCGUAACAUUUAUUGCUGUCCUCGCAAACUUUAUUAUUGCUGUUCAUCAGCGCAUGUAA